ACUGCAAACAAUUGAAACAACUUGGAGGUGAAAAAGGACCAUUAUAACAGACAGAGGGAUCACCCUAUCUGUGAAUAAAGACAAAAGACUGUUUCACCAUAAUGCAGAGUGGGGGAAAGCACUCUGGAUCCAUUCACUGAGUAAACAUCUUGUGGCGCGGGAUGUUUUCAUGAAAGUUUGGAUCUUGGUUCCUGCAAAGCCAGCCAGCUCAACAACAGACUGAACUUUCAGGGGAAAACCUACUUUAUUAGAUAGGAAAGAUAACUAUUAAUAAGCAUAGGCCCGAGCUUGCGUUUUAUGAUUUUGUUUCAUAUUGUGACCAUUCAUUUCCAUCACUAUCUUGUUUCUAAUUGAUUCUUCAUUGUUUCUUAAAUAAGCCUGUGGGGGCAGAGGAUCUGGAGUUUCUGUGAGUAGCCAGUUUAGGGGCUGGAUAUCACAGGGGAAUGCUUCAAAAUGACUUGGAGACCAGGAUGCACCUAUUGUUAACAUGCAAGGCAAAGACCGGGCUGGCAUAGCCUGGAGGAGAGUGCUUGAAUGGCUGAAAGGCUGGUGGUGUCAGGGCACUAACUCAAAGUUACCAUGGGCAAGACCCUCUCUCACCAGAGGCAGGGAGAAACAAGGUGACUUACUGUCCCUGGUACCCUGAGAACCACCACACAUAUAUUCUACUGAGACUGCGACUGAAAAUGCCACCUUUUUAAAGAGUACAGGUUGAUGGUGACUAUGUAUGCAUUGAUACAGCUUUUCUUUUUCAGAAAGUCUUGAUAGUCUGCAAGGGUUCCAUUAUUUAAAAAUACAAAUCUUCUGGCUAGAUCCUUGACCCUGCUAAGCUCACUUGUGCAGUGCAAAGAGACCUUAAAGGCACCCUGCAUGAGAAUCUACAAGUAGUGUAAAGCCAGAAUAGUUAGCUCCAUACCAGCAUCCCUCCCAGCCCCUUCAGGGUAGGCAGUGGGAGGGGAUAUUCUGGUGUCAAGGGUGUGGAGACUUAGGGCAGUGUGCUUCAGUAAUCCUCACCAGUGUAAUGCCCCCAAGAAGGCCAUUCACUAGAGCCUGUUGACAAUAAUUGAAAAGUAAAUUAUUAAUCUAAGUAAACCAGUGCUUAUCCACAUUGUGACCUUAUUACAGAAGUGCCCACAUUCAGAACAGUCUACAAAAUUCAUUUGGCAUGAUUUUUUUUAAAGUAGUAUUGUUUUAGAUUUGGAAGUUUUGAACUACUUACCAGAAUUUCCCAAAAUUGCCAUAAUCUGGCCACUCUCUAUGUGAAAUGAAACAUCUUUGAGGAUCUGCCGUGUGUAUUUUUUAUGAUAUGAUGGGAUAUCCCACCAAAGUCCAACACGUUCUCUUUAAAAAAAAAGAAGGUUGAAAAGGCUGAAAUGUGGCAUUUGGAAGAAUUUAAAAUAACAUGUAAAAAAUAUUUCAAAAAUUGGGCUUGUGCCCUUUUUUGCUGCUUUGAUGUAUAAAGAGGAUUGGAAAAAAUUAAUUUCUAAAAGGUUUUUUUUCUGCUUGUUUUUUAUCUUAGUAGAACCAGACUUAACCUUCCUGAUCUAACCUGGUUUUGGUGGAGGACCAAGGGGAGGUAGAAGUAAUAUUUAUUGGGAGCUCUUUAAUUGUAAGGAUGAGGGUGUUAGACCUUUAACAAAACCACUGAAAUUAAAUAGAAAUUAACAAAAAAACAAAGUUUUAAACAGACUUCACUAAAAAUCCCUCCCCCUUUUAAUAGCUCAUUUUGUUCCGUAUUGGCUCUGUUGGCAUCACCAGUUCACUAGCUCUCCAGUCAUAUCAGAGUCUUCCAGCCAAGACAGAAGCUUAAAUGUCUAAAAACAAGCAAAAGAAAUGAAACCACAACCCUUUCAGGCUUUCUUUAUAUAUCCUUCAGAGACCUUCUUUAAAGAAUCACUUAUGAAAUCUUCAGAAAGCAGAAUCACUCCUUACUCUCAGGAAAAUAUAGUCUUAAUUACAAGACAGAGAGGACCAAAUUCAUCCUUGGUGUCUCCCUUCACUGGACUAAAACUAAGGUCCAACAUCUUCAAACUAUAUCCCUGUUACUAUUAUGCUAUAAAUUAAGGGAAGUCUUAUCCCUGUGGUCUGAGGAUUAGUGCUAUUGCAGAGUCCCAGCUUACAUUGCUGGUCCUUACUAGCUUUACCUGACUGUGUAGGAGAUUCCAUGGACGCUGACACUGUUAUGUGGAAUCACAACAGACAUCCUUUCUUCUGCUCUGGAACCCCAGCCGCUCCUUUCCAUCUCAGUAGGCUGCAUCAUCCUCAGGCAGACUGGACACUUUACUUAAAUCACCCUCUCAACCAGCUGGCAAAGAGGAGAUUCAGAGACAGUAUUUUUUGCUCUGAAGAGGAUAACAAUCUGUAUUUCACCUACAGUGGCAAAUCAAAUGUCCUAGAGGUCAGAGAGCUCAACUACCAGGUUAACAUGGCAUCUCAGAUUCCCUGGUAUGAGAACCUAGCAGAGAUGAAAAUGCCUUGGAUGUGGAACACAGGCCCAGAUUCCCAUGUGCCAGCAAUCCAGAAUCUGAACUUUAAAGUUCAAAGUGGCCAGAUGCUAGCUAUUAUAGGAAGCUCUGCCUGUGGAAAAACACCCUUACUUGAUGUGAUAACCUGUCGAGAUCAUGGUGGCAAAAUUAAGUCUGGCCAAAUCAUAAUCAAUGGACAACCCAGUACUCACCAGCUUGUUAAGAAAUGCAUUGCACAUGUGCGGCAGGAUGAUCGACUACUACCCAACCUAACUGUCAAAGAAACAUUAUUAUUCGUUGCAAAACUGCGGCUCCCGAAGACUUUUUCAGACUCACAAAGGGAAAAAAGGGUGGAAGAUGUUAUAGCAGAACUGCGGUUACGACAGUGUGCAAACACAAGAGUAGGGAAUGAAUACAUCCGAGGUGUGUCUGGGGGAGAAAGGCGAAGGGUAAGCAUUGGAGUGCAGCUGCUAUGGAACCCUGGAAUACUGAUACUUGAUGAACCCACAUCUGGACUAGAUAGUUUUACUGCUCACAAUCUUGUGAUUACACUGUCCAGGCUUGCCAGAGGAAACAGAUUAGUUCUCCUUUCAGUUCACCAGCCCCGAUCAGAUAUCUUCCAACUCUUCGAUUUAGUUCUUCUGAUGACCUCUGGAACUACCAUCUAUUCUGGAACAGCCCGGAACAUGGUCCAAUAUUUCACAGAAAUAGGCUAUCCCUGCCCAAAAUUCAGCAAUCCUGCAGAUUUCUAUGUUGAUUUGACCAGCAUUGAUAACCGGAGCAAAGAGAAGGAGAUGGAAAGUCAGAAAAGGGCAAGGUCACUUGCCACCUUGUUCUGGGAGAAGGUCAAAGAUGUUGAUGAUUUCUUAUGGAAAGCUAAUGAAGGAGACUGUGUGACGACUGUUUACAGUGAUCAAAGUUCCCUUUUCACUCCAGAAGAGGUGAUUAACAUGCAUUCCCAUUCAACUGAUCAGUUACCAGGUGGCUUAAAGCAGUUUACUGUAUUAUUCAGUCGUCAAAUCUCCAGUGACUUCAGAGAUCUUUCAACGUUAUUAAUCCAUGGAUCUGAGGCCCUUCUAAUGUCAUUAUUAAUUGGAUUCUUAUACUAUGGUCAUGACAAAACCAAGCUAUCUAUUCAGGACACAGUAGCACUGUUGUUUAUGAUAGGUGCACUAAUCCCCUUCACAGUGCUUUUGGAUGUUAUUGCAAAAUGUCAUUCAGAAAGAGCUAUGCUUUAUCAUGAUUUAGAAGAUGGGAUGUAUACUGUUACUCCCUACUUCUUUGCUAAGAUUUUGGGGGAGCUCCCAGAACACUGUGCUUUUGUAAUAAUUUAUGGAGUUCCUAUCUACUGGCUGACAAAUCUCAAUCCUGAACCAGAACAUUUCCUCCUUAACUUCCUGGCAGUCUGGCUUGUGGUUUUCUGUGCCCGAGCAAUGGCACUAUGGAUGGCAGCACUGCUCCCAACACUGCAGUUGUCAGCCUUCUUUGGCAAUGUCCUUUUCACAACCUUCUUCCUGAGUGGCGGUUUCGUGGUACGCCUAGAAAGCCUGUGGCUAGUUCCAUUUUGGAUUUCUAAAAUAUCUUUUGUCAGAUGGAGUUACGAAAGCCUGAUGCAAAUUCAGUUCACUGAACUCACAUACCAAAUGACCGUUGGAAAUGUUACCUUUCAAAUCCCAGGGAAACUUGUAAUUCAGGCUAUGAAUCUGGACUCGUAUCCUCUCUAUGCAAGCUACCUCAUCCUCGUCGGUAUUAUUAGUGGUUUCAUGGUUUUAUACUACUUAUCUCUGAGGUUUAUCAAGCAGAAAUCAAAUCAAGAUUGGUAACAGAUUUUCUUGUGAAUGAGUUUACUGGCAGGAAUGUUCAGGGAAUCAACAGAAGAAUAGAAACCAGAAAUCGGAUUCUAAGGGUUAUACUCAUCCACUGAGGAAACAGAAACAAUGCCACAUGACCAAGAAUGCUCAAACGUUAUGCAGAGAAGACUCUCAAUGACUUGCUUAUGAACAAUCCACAGAUGAAGACUUAAUCAUUGAAGUUAUUAGGUGAAAAUAAAUACAUGAAAAUUGUAAAACCAUGGCAAUUCACAAAUAAAUACAGGCUAAAUUAACUGAACAAAUUAUCUACUAUGAAUUAUUUGCUACGCUCUUUUCUAAUGUCUGUGCUAGCAUUAUCUGAUAAGAUAGUUGCUACCUCGGCUGGCCCAAUGCCUGACAGCAAUAUUCAGUAUGCUCAUUACAUGCCAGCCACUUUAGGGCUUGGUCUGUAGCAUUCCUCAAGUCACUACUUUUGUUCUCCACAAUACUGU
Molecule: messenger RNA, 4767 nt
Organism: Chelonia mydas (Green sea turtle)
Lineage: Eukaryota; Metazoa; Chordata; Testudines; Cheloniidae
Product: cytoplasmic dynein 2 light intermediate chain 1
Exons: 14
Coding region: 2165-4288 (707 amino acids)
Biological process (GO): cholesterol homeostasis; intraciliary transport involved in cilium assembly; intraciliary retrograde transport
Cellular component (GO): ciliary basal body; axoneme; plasma membrane
Molecular function (GO): ATP binding; dynein heavy chain binding; ATP hydrolysis activity
Source: RefSeq, a predicted model, not a curated record